ACUCUUCGGGAAACGGUUUUUGAUUUUUGUUCGAAGUAGUCGUAAUGACAGCUGUCACAACCCAAGAAUCACAACAAAACAAAUCCUCGAUUCAUCACUCCCGGCGUGGAACGUGGAUUUGAUCAGCACCAGAACCGACCCAGGAAAAGAACAUCAUGGUAAAGGAAAUCCCUGAUCGACUGCUGGCAGGCCCGAAACCGGGAGUCGUCUACCCACUGACCGUUGUGUGUUGCGGCAACUGUUCGAUGCCCCUGGAGUAUUGCGAAUACUAUCCCGAUUACGAAAAGUGCAAGCAGUGGCUCGAGAAGAAUCUGCCGAUCGAGUUUGAGCGGCUGAAGGUGGGAAAUGCGCCAUCCAGUGGUGAUGGCGGCACUGCGGCGACUGCUUCCGGUGGUGGUGGCGGUGGAGAAUCCACGGCCGCCGCCGAUACGGAAGAUGAAAAGAAACGCCAGAAACGCGGUGGUAAGGGGAUGAUGAAAACGAAGAAACCCAAAGCUGAAGGACCCCGCUCGAUAUCACUAUCACGAUCGGCCCGAGGCAAAAAGAAAUCCGUCACGGUAGUAGUCGGUCUCGGUACGUUCGAUAUCGAUCUGAAGCUCGCGGCCAAAUUUUUCGGUACAAAGUUUGCCUGCGGUUCAUCGGUUACUGGUGAUGAUGAGAUCGUCAUACAGGGUGACGUGAAGGACGAGCUAUUUGACAUUAUCCCGGAAAAGUGGCCCGAAAUCGACGAAGAUUGUAUCGAUGAUCUUGGCGAUCAAAAGCGCUAGGAUAGACGCGUGGUGGUGGAGUACUACGAAGGUUCAAAAUGUGUUCAGAAUGCUGUAACAACAUCUAUUUAACAUCGAGGGAACAUCGUGUAGGAGGACUUUCAAAUAAUAAGUUUAUUGAUUUGAUUGAGCAUUGCGAAAUAUGUUAAAAAUACAUCAUCAUUCUAUUCAACAUGCUGAAAAGAAAUCUGCUGCGUGGUUUUUAAUCUGUAUUUUAAAAUAUAAACUUUCGUCACAA
Molecule: messenger RNA, 1005 nt
Organism: Anopheles darlingi
Lineage: Eukaryota; Metazoa; Arthropoda; Insecta; Diptera; Culicidae
Gene: DENR
Product: density-regulated protein homolog
Exons: 2
Coding region: 156-767 (203 amino acids)
Biological process (GO): formation of translation preinitiation complex; translation reinitiation
Molecular function (GO): mRNA binding; translation initiation factor activity
Source: RefSeq, a predicted model, not a curated record